AAUUUAAUUAAUAUAAAUGAUUCUAAAAAUUCUUUACUCUAAAAUUGUAAUAAAUAAAAUCAAAAUAUUAGUGGAAUUACUAGUCCUUGGGUUUAUUUAGGAAUGAUGUUUGCUUGUUUUUGUUGGCAUGUAGAAGAUUUAUAUAUGCCGUCUUUAAAUUUUAUGCAUAUUGGAGAAGCUAAAACUUGGUAUUGUAUUCCUCCUUAAUACAAAGAAAAAUUCGAAGAAUUAUAUUAGCUAACCUAUCCUGAAAUAUUCAAAAAAAACCUGAUGCUUUAUUCCAUAUAAACUUAAUGUUAUCUCCUGCAUUAGCUGUUGAAAAAGGAAUUCCAGUAUACAGAACAGAACAAAAUAACGGUGAGUUUAUAUUUACAUUCCCAAAAGCUUACCACGCAGGCUUUUCACAUGGUUUUAAUUGCGGAGAAGCUGUAAAUUUAGUAACUUUUGAAUGGAUUAAAUAUUUUUGGGAGGCGGCAAAUUAUUAUAAAAGUAUAAAACAUCCAAAAAAGAAUUUCUAUAAGAGUGUAUCAUUUCCUAUCGAAUGGUUAUUAAUUUAGGCUGUUUAUACUUUAGAUAUUUCAUUUUAUGAUGAAUAAUAUAUUAAAAAAUUAAAAAAUGAAUUUGAAAAUAUUUUGAAAAAUGAAAGUUAAAAAUUAAAAGCUAUAUAUGAUAGAUAUGGAAAAAAUAAUUUAAAUAUUUAUCAUUUUUAAAAUAAAUAGGAAAAAUAUGAUAAACAUGUCUGUUAUAAAUGCGGCUAUUAUACUUAUCUUAGUUAUUUAUUUUGUAAUACUUGUAUUAAAAAAUGUUGUAUUUCACAUUUAAAACCCUGCUAAUGUUUUUAAAAGCCUUAACUUUAUAUAAGAUUUACAGAAGAAGAUUAAAUAGAAUAAAAAAAUAUUAUUGAUAAAUAUAUUAAAAAAAAGUCUAAAUGAAACCGUUUAAUAUAUCUUAUAUAUAAAUUUAUAUAUAAAAAAAUACAUAAUUUUAAUCCAUUUAAAAUAUAUUUAUAUAUAUAUUAUAUUAUUCUUAAUUUCUUUAUUUAUAUUUAUUAAA
Molecule: messenger RNA, 1053 nt
Organism: Ichthyophthirius multifiliis
Lineage: Eukaryota; Ciliophora; Oligohymenophorea; Hymenostomatida
Product: JmjC domain protein
Exons: 4
Biological process (GO): chromatin remodeling
Cellular component (GO): nucleus
Molecular function (GO): histone demethylase activity
Source: RefSeq, a predicted model, not a curated record